GCCGAAGUCAUGUCGACAUCGAGAUCCUCAUUUGCAAACUACCUGCCAUGAUCGAGCCCAAUCCUCGCAAAGGUGUCGUGUUCUGCGUCACGACCAACUUGAUCUGGUCUGUAUGUCCCAUCUACUGGAAGCAGCUCCUGCAUGUGCCAUACCUCCAGCUGGUGUGCCACCGGAUCGUGUGGGCGUUCCCUACGCUCUUACUGUACCUGGUUCUAUCCAGGCAGAUCCAUGGCCUGAAUCAAGCCGUCUGCAAUUGGAAGAUCAUGCUGCGGUACGCCGGUUCGGGGCUUCUUCUUGGGUCCACCCUCUUCCUCACCGUGUGGGCCGUCAACUCGGGCCACAUUGUCGACAUGAGUCUGGCCUUCUUCAUCAAUCCGCUCAUGAACGUCCUCCUCGGCAUUGUAUUUCUCCGUGAAACGUUGCGACGAUACCAGUGGGUCGCGGUGGGGUUGGCCACCACUGGCGUGCUGGUGAUUGCCGUCUCGUACGGCCACGUGCCCUGGAUCGCCCUCGUCAUUGCCCUGAUUUUUAGUGUUUACGGCCUAAUCAAGAAGAUGGCCCCUUUGGAGCCCGUACUUGGCGUGACGAUUGAACUGCUGCUUUUGAGUGUACCAUCGGUGGCCUACCUCGCCACAUGUGACAGCGUGUUUGGCCACGACCGGGUCACCACUGACCUGCUGCUGGUGGGCGCGGGAAUCUUCCCCACGGCGAUCCCGUACGUGCUGUUUUCAGCGUCGGCCCAGCAUAUUUCCAUGACGCUGCUGGGCAUUUUGCAGUACAUCCAGCCCUUUGGCCACUUUUUGAUUGGCGUGUUCAUGUACGACGAACCGUUUUCAACCGGCAAACUCAUUGGAUUUUUGGCCGUGUGGGCGGCGCUGCUGGUGUUCACUGCCGAGGGGGUAACCAACCAUCGUCAAAACAAGUCGGUGGAAUCGAAUGGUCCCGAGCCGCCGGGGUUGGUGGAAGUGUUGCCACAGACACCGCUAUCCGAGUAUGCGUCGUCAUUGAGCCACCACGCUAUUAGCCCCACUACCCAGCCUAUUGUAUGAUAGUACUGGUUCUACGUAGUACUAGUACCAGUACUUCGAAGUAUACUGUACUGCACUCGACUCUUGGGAGGUUACGUAACCCCCGCUCACGAAGUCCAUUGAAACAGCUGCUGCUGGUGACAUCAUGUCAUACGAUUGAUACUGCUGCUUCAACAUCAGCACUAGCGAGCCAUAAACCGCACUGCUUGGACAAGUUGUGAAAGAACACCGAUAGUAAACUGUACGAUGUAUUAAUACAAUCUUCACUUCAUC
Aphanomyces astaci is the source of this 1301-nucleotide messenger RNA. RefSeq names its product protein RarD. Lineage: Eukaryota; Oomycota; Saprolegniomycetes; Saprolegniales; Verrucalvaceae. The transcript has a single exon. Gene Ontology annotation, cellular component: plasma membrane. The record is from RefSeq and is a predicted model, not a curated record. Bases 48 to 1049 code for a protein of 333 amino acids.